CUGGGCUUUCGAUAAUCACAAAGAAAUCAAGUCAUUGCCGUGUUUGACCUCAAAGGCGCUCUGUAGUGACAGGGAUAUAUAUAUAUAUAUAUAUAUACACAGAGAGAGAGAGAGAGAGAAACAGAGAGGAGAAAGGGAAGGCGAAGAAGGUGGAGAGGGAGAGUAGAUUUUGGUUUCUGGUGUGUGCGCUUUCGAUAUUUGGUCCAUUUUGCCUUUUUUUUUUUAUUCUUUUGUUUCUGAAUUGAAUUUUUGCUCUGUGAUUGAUUUUCUCGGGAGAAACUUUCAUUUUCCGGGAAAGUUGGAUCGAAGGGAGGCUAGAUUUGUUAAUGUGACGAGCCAUUUAUCGUGGAAACUAGGUCUUGGUUUCAUUGAGAAGAACUGGUGAUGAGGAGGACCGUUACUGGAGAGGCGAGAGGUGUGAACAACCCUAUGGAGACUAUAAGCGCUGCGGCCACAGCGAUCGCCUCGGCUGAGACUCGAGGGCCUCAAGCUGCAGUUCAGAAGAGAAGAUGGGGAAGUUGUUGGAGCAUAUAUUGGUGUUUUGGAUUUCACAAGCCCAGUAAGCGAAUAGGGCAUGCUGUGUUUGUUCCAGAAACAGGAGUACCUGGAGGUGAUGUUCCUGUGGCUGGAAACACCAAUCGAGCACCUGCCAUAUCAUUACCUUUUGUUGCUCCUCCCUCCUCUCCUGUAUCUUUUCUACAAUCAGAACCUCCUUCUGCUACAUAUUCUCCUGCUGGCUCACUAACCCUUGCCUCUGCUUCUCCCAAUAUCUACUCCCCAGGUGGACGCCCCUCUAUUUUUGCCAUCGGCCCCUAUGCCCAUGAGACCCAAUUAGUGUCGCCUCCUGUCUUCUCAACCUUCACCACAGAACCAUCAACUGCUCCCUUUACUCCUCCUCCUGAGUCUGUCCACAUGACCACUCCUUCCUCCCCUGAGGUUCCCUUUGCUCGGCUCCUUGAUCCCAAUCACCAGAAUGGGGAGGCUGCUCCGAAAUUCCCAUCAUCACACUAUGAGUUUCAGUCAUAUCAGCUCUACCCUGGAAGCCCAGUUGGCCAUCUGAUCUCACCUAGCUCAGGCAUCUCUGGUUCAGGCACCUCUUCUCCUUUCCCUGACCGCGAGUUAGUGCCUGUUGGUCAACACUUCCUAGAGUUUCGAGUAGGUGAACCACCAAAGCUCUUGAGCCUUGACAAGCUGUCCACGCACGAGUGGGGGUCACAAAGAGGAUCUGGUUCUUUGACGCCCAAUGCUUCAGAGGCCAGUUCUCGCCACAAAUUUGUUCUGGAUUAUCAACUUCCUGAGGCUGUAUCACUCCCUAAUUCAGAAAGAGGUUGCAGAAACAAUGAAAUUGUUAAUCAUAGAGUUUCAUUUGAGUUGACUGCUGAAGAUACGGAGGAUCAAUGCGUGGAAAAAGUACCAGAAGCUUUGUUUAAGGCUGUAUCAGCUCCUUUAGAGAAUGGAACAACAGGAGAGGAAGAUGAAAAAUCAAGGGAAUUGGUAGAGGGUUAUGAGGGUCGUAUGGGUGAGACGGUGGAUGAGAUGCCGGAGAAAGCUCCAGCAGCAGAGGAGGAGGAGGAGGGGGAACAGCGGCAUCGGAAGCAUCAUUCCAUCACCCUUGGGUCUGCCAAAGAUUUCAACUUUGAUAAUGGAGAGGGACAUUCUGAAAAACCCAAUAUUGGGCCUGACUGGUGGGCCAAUGAGAAAGUGGUUGAGGAGGUGGCUGGACCCAGUAAGAAUUGGGCCUUCUUCCCAAUGAUGCAGCCAGGUGUCAGCUAAUGGUACCCUUUGACCUGGCAGGCAGGUGAUUUUGUGGGGCCAAGCUAAACCCAGCAAGUAGCUAAAUGAGAGGAAUGAACUCAAAAUUGCAUGUGGGUUUUGGGGUUUGCAUUGAGACUUUAGAAGAGAGGAAUAGUUUGCAGCGUACAGGGCCUCUCUCUCUGAAGGCUGUUCUUAGCACAUUUGACCUAAAAAAGAAGGAUAGACUGGAAAAUUUGCAAUAGAUAUUAUGCUUUAGGGAAAGAACAGAGACCAAGAGCUCCCUUGCUAUUCUCUUCCUUCUAUGUAAAAUAUUGGAAGUGAUGGGGGUACUUGUCAACCGCGAUGAGGACAAAAAAGAGUUACGAUGCCUGUUGAAUUCUUAGGCAAGCUUUUUCCGGGAUGUUGAGCAAUGCUCUGUUUUUGACUUUUGACAAAGCAUUGUAUUUUGAUCCUGGAUUCCUUUUUUCAAAGGAAUCAUGCCGGAGUGGAGAAAGCUUUCAAUUUGGAUAUAAUACGUAGUUUCCAUUUGAAUGUUAUUUCGCUGAUGUAAUUUCCAUUUGAAUGUUAUUUAGCUGAUGUCAGAGUUGAUGAAUGGAAUAAAAAUUGUACGGAAUAUAUAUAUAUAUAUAUAUUCCUUUCUUUUCUUUUAAA
Molecule: messenger RNA, 2406 nt
Organism: Malania oleifera
Lineage: Eukaryota; Viridiplantae; Streptophyta; Magnoliopsida; Santalales; Ximeniaceae
Exons: 2
Coding region: 385-1773 (462 amino acids)
Source: RefSeq, a predicted model, not a curated record